Molecule: messenger RNA, 1079 nt
Organism: Labrus mixtus (cuckoo wrasse)
Lineage: Eukaryota; Metazoa; Chordata; Actinopteri; Labriformes; Labridae
Gene: myf6
Product: myogenic factor 6
Exons: 3
Coding region: 67-786 (239 amino acids)
Biological process (GO): regulation of transcription by RNA polymerase II; muscle organ development; positive regulation of myoblast differentiation
Molecular function (GO): RNA polymerase II cis-regulatory region sequence-specific DNA binding; DNA-binding transcription factor activity, RNA polymerase II-specific; protein dimerization activity
Source: RefSeq, a predicted model, not a curated record
GUCCCUGCUGCUCUGUUUAAAUGCCACAGAGUCCCACUGUCAAAACAGAGAGAGGGGCGCCACAAUAUGAUGGACUUUUUUGAGACCAACACUUAUCUUUUCAAUGAUUUGCGCUAUUUGGAAGACGGCGAUCAUGGACCACUGCAGCACCUGGACAUGGCGGGGGUGUCUCCGCUUUACAACGGCAACGACAGCCCGCUAAAUGAGGAUAAUAUUCCAUCUGAGACCGGGGGAGAGAGCAGCGGGGAGGAGCACGUCCUCGCACCCCCGGGUCUCCGUUCGCACUGCGAGGGCCAGUGCCUCAUGUGGGCCUGCAAGAUCUGCAAGAGGAAGUCAGCGCCCACGGACAGACGCAAGGCGGCCACGUUGAGGGAGAGGAGGAGGCUGAAGAAGAUCAACGAGGCCUUCGAGGCGCUGAAGAGAAAGACGGUUGCCAACCCCAACCAGAGGCUACCUAAAGUGGAGAUUUUACGCAGUGCCAUCAGCUACAUCGAGAGGCUGCAGGACUUGCUGCAGACUCUGGAUGAGCAAGAGAAAAUGCAAAAUGGAUCUUCACACAACUUUGACGCUAAAGGACACAGUGUGUCCGGUCAUGAUUACCAGUGGAAAAAGUCCUCGGAGUCCUGGCCGACCUCUGCUGAUCAUUCCACUGCAGCCAUUGUGAACCAGAGAGAAGUAAACGGUGAGAGUACGGGAUCCUCAAGCCUCCUACGCCUGUCAUCCAUUGUGGACAGCAUCAGCAACGACGAUAAAGCCAAAAUCAGCGAGGACAUCUCAGAAAACUGAAACAUCAAUAGUGAAGAUUUUGACUUAAUUUAAAAUUUAAAAUUUCCAUUAUUAUCUGAAAGGUAUUUCCACUAUUUAUUAAGCUGUUCUGCUUUCCAUGUGUCUUCAUUUUUACAGCAGAAGCAACAAAUUUGUACAUAUUUUAUAACGAUGUGAUUUCUAGAUUUAUUUAUUUUAUAUUCAGAAGCACAGGAACUCUUUGAGAAGGCUGAUAUUGUGUUUAAGUAUUUGUACAUAACUUACUAAGAAAAUAAAAAGCUACUUUUGCAAUACUCAAAACCACUGUAUUCCUU